Messenger RNA from Aphanomyces invadans, 1440 nucleotides. RefSeq lists its product as hypothetical. Lineage: Eukaryota; Oomycota; Saprolegniomycetes; Saprolegniales; Verrucalvaceae. The transcript has 14 exons. Gene Ontology annotation, molecular function: protein binding. The coding region runs from base 1 to 1440 and encodes 479 amino acids. The record is from RefSeq and is a predicted model, not a curated record.
AUGGCAUUGCACGAGGUGUCGGCGGCGCGCCGACGGACAAACAGCAUGAGCUUGGACGAGUCUUCGCCGCAUCGGCCGCUCGCAUUGCCUCCGAUCGACCACGACUUGUUUGAGGAGGAAAUGUGGUCCAACAUAUUUGCCGACGACGACGAUGGAAUCGCCAGUGCCGACGGACGCCGCGCAGGAGACGAUUCGAACCUUGCACACGCCGAGUGGCACCAUCUCAACCGUGACGACGACGAAGUCAGUGAGAACGACGCUCCAGAAUCGCCGUGGGCAGUGUCGGCGACAGAGCACCACCGACCAAGCCACAUUUUGGACAUCCUCGACCAACGCGACCAGUACGCGCUCCAGCCAUCGUUUGACGCAUCCGCACACCGGAUUCCGUUUGUGGUCCUCCCCGUGGCAACGACAGCGCUGUCCAAGCCGCUGUGCCGAUUUGACGGUCUUGUCGUUGUCGGGAUGGAAGACCCCCACGAAAAGAAUCGCCUCGUGCUGACCAACUUUCGAGCAACCGCGUCGAUGGUCGCCACGUCGGCGGCGUCGCUGCCCCUUGCCAACACGGUGCGUGAUUUGCAAUGGGUGAACGCGACGAUUGUUGCCGCGGCCAUCGGGAAAGACAUCCAGCUCGUCCAAGUGCCACCGGCAGGCGACGGCACGGUCGGGUGCUUGAUGGGAGGGCCGAUCACGAUGGCGCAUUCGGACGCGAUCCGAGAAAUGGCGAUGCCGCCCCCUGGCGUCGGGCGCGACGGCUGCAUUCUGUCUGGAGGAUUUGACGAAACGGUGUGCGUGACUGAUUUGGACAAGGAAGAUGUCGUCCUCAAGUUCGACGCGCGCAACGUUGUGAGCAGCGUCCGGUGGAUGCCAGGCGAAUCCAACCACGUGAGCUGGACAACGGACGGCGGCAUGUUUAGCCUAGCCGACUUGCGCGUGCGGUCGUCGACUGGCCAGAUCCACUUCGAGUCGCCACUCGCAUUUGGACACUCAGGCGGGCUCUUUUCCCACGACUACUUGUCGCCGACGACCGUCGUCCUCGGGUACGAGAGCGGCCACGUGGCGUGCAUGGAUCUGCGAAGGCCGACCAAGGAAGCGUGCUAUGCCGUGUACAAGACGCCUCUGGCGGCUGUCGGCGACGUGCGCAAGCUGCCGUCGUCGACGGCGGAGGUUGCGUUGUUUGGGGCUAGCGGGUUGGCGCUGGCCAACUUUGACGCGACGAUCCCCGACUCGAACGAGUGGCGCAUAUCGUUUUCGUCCAAGACUCGCAAGGGGUGCACGACGAGUGGCGACAUUGCGUUGGGCGACUCCAACUUGAUGGCCGUCUCGGACAGUUUGGGCAUGGUGUCUGUGUUUUACGUGCCAACAUUUGCCGCGCAUGCGCCAUGUUCGUCGUCUUUGCAUCCGUUUGAGACCGCGGAAUCGCCUCGGGCCAUGUCGUUUUAA